Molecule: messenger RNA, 1632 nt
Organism: Exophiala bonariae
Lineage: Eukaryota; Fungi; Ascomycota; Eurotiomycetes; Chaetothyriales; Herpotrichiellaceae
Exons: 8
Coding region: 1-1632 (543 amino acids)
Molecular function (GO): oxidoreductase activity, acting on paired donors, with incorporation or reduction of molecular oxygen; iron ion binding; heme binding
Source: RefSeq, a predicted model, not a curated record
AUGUACGACGCCGAUAUGAUGACAAUCCGUUUCGAUACUCACAUCCCAGACAGUUGGAUCCUGCUCUCGCUCGCAACUACCAUAGCCUCAUUCCUUCUCUUCCGAGCGCUACGCAAAUCCAAGACCAAAUAUCACUACCCGCCAGGUCCGAAAGGCAUCCCAGUAUUCGGCAAUAUCUUACAACUCCCACCGAGAUAUCCUGGAGAGAAACUGCUUGAAUGGGGAAAGCAAUAUGGAGACAUGUUCACGCUGCAACUCGGCGCCCGCAAAUGGGUGUUCGUCAACAGCUACAGCACUGCACGGGAGCUGCUGGACCGGCGUGCAAAACUAUAUAGCGACCGGCCCGAGUUCCCCGUGACGCAGGAUAUCCUCUCAGGAGGGAAUCGUAUCGUCAUGAUGGGGAACACGCCGCUCUGGCGCAAUCUUCGCAAGAUCAUGCAUUCGCUUUUGAUGGCGAGUAAUUCAGACACAUAUGCACCGUUUCAAGACGUUGAGUCCCGGACAUUGCUCUGGCAAUAUCUGCAGCGCCCCGAGGAGUUCUACAAGCAUGGAGCGAGAUUCGCAAAUUCCGCCAUCUCCGACCCCAUUUUCUCGUCCAUCAGGAGAGGUAGUAGAACUAAAGACCCAUCGCGCCCCAACAAAAACAGUGUCUUCGGGCGCCGCACAAGCAUGGACGACCCGAAAGUCCAACUCCUAUUCUCGACGAUCGACGACUUCAUGGAAACCCAAGCGUCGCCAUCGACGAGCAUGAUCGAGCAAUUUCCGGGCCUCGUCAAACUCCUCCCACGGGCACUGCAAUGGUAUCGCCCGAAAGCCGAGCGGGUAUUUCGCAAGACGAUUGGUGUAUACGCGUCGUUCUUCGAGGAGCUCGAGCAGCGCAUCAAGCAGGGCGAAGACCCGAAAUGCUUUGCGCGAGAUAUGAGCGUCAUGGCCGACAAGCAUGGCUUCAAUGCGGCACAGAAGUAUUUCUGCGCGGGAUCGAUCAUCGAAGCCGGUAGCGACACGACACGCAACCAGAUCAACGUGAUGCUGGCCGCGGCCGCCAAGUACCCGGGUUGGGUGCGAACCGCACAAGCCCAGCUCGACGCCGUGUGUGGUGAGGCAGCACACCUGCCGAGCUUCGACGACUGGCACGCCCUGCCCUACAUGCACGCGACGAUCAAAGAAUCGCUGCGGUGGCGGCCCAACAUGACGGCAUCGGGGACGCCGCGCGCGCUGAGCGCCGACGACAGCUUCGGCGGGUACACGUUCGAGGCUGGCACGGUCUUCAGCUACAACCACUACGGGCUGAGCCACGACGGGAAGCAGUUUCCGGACCAGCACGACGCGUUCCGCCCCGAGCGCUUCCUGGACGACGACCUGUAUGAUCCGCUGAAGGGCCAUCUCGGGUUCGGCGUCGGCCGCCGGAUCUGUCCCGGCUCACACCUGGCCGUGCGCAACAUGUUCCUCUCGUUCGCGCGCCUGCUGUACUGCUUCGACUUCGAAGAGAUCCCGGGCCGCGAGAUCAAUGUCUUGGAGAUCGACCCGUUGGCGCACGACCAUACCCCGUUCCAGAUCCGAAUCGUGCCGCGGAGUGAGAGGCACGUCGCGCUCAUUGAGCGAGAGUGUGGGCUUGUUGGCCGGGAGAUCUGA